AAACAAAUGAAAUAUUUAGAACAGGAGCAAGAAGAAACCAAGAGUGCAAAAGAAGAAACUCAAAAAUUGCGAAGGAAGGUGAAAUCUAUGGAGAGAAUUGAGACACUGUUACACAGUCAGCGUUCCGAAGUAGAGAAGAUGAUCCGUGAAAUGGGAACAGGGCAAGCAGCAAUGGAACAGCUUGCAGUCUAUUGCAUCUCACUAAAAAAGGAGUAUGAAAAUCUUAAGGAAUCUCAGAAAGCAUCAAAUGAUACAGUGGAAAAACUGAGAAAGGAGUUGUUUUCUGCUAAUCAUAAGCUCCAGAAAACUGCUCUAGAGUUGGAGAAAACAACUGAAGAAUUGAAAAAUACACAAACAGAUCUGAGAACUGCAGAUAAAGAGAUUACAAGUUUGAAAAAAAAGAUAGGAGUCCUACAAGAUACCAUAAAAGUACCAUCAUUAACCAGUGAAGCACUUAGCCGGCUUGUCUCUGAAAG
Molecule: messenger RNA, 476 nt
Organism: Thamnophis sirtalis
Lineage: Eukaryota; Metazoa; Chordata; Lepidosauria; Squamata; Natricidae
Source: RefSeq, a predicted model, not a curated record